AAAUUCGAAUCCUGUAGAAAUUAAUUGAAAAACAAAUCCUAGCCGGCUCAAGUUUACUUUGUUAUGAUUUCAUAAUAUCUAAAUUUUAGGAAAUCUUAUUUCUUACUUAUAAUUACCAAAAUGGUGAUUCGAUCGUAUGAAGAUGAACAAAAAUAUUUGGAGAGAAUCUCUGAGAAUUCAUGGAGAAUCAAAAAAGGUUUCCAGCCAAACAUGAAUGUGGAAGGAAUUUUCUAUGUGAAUAAACCGCUUGAAAAGCUAAUGUUUGAGGAACUUCGAAAUUCUUGUCGACCAGGCGCCGUGGGGGGAUUUCUUCCAGGAAUGAAGCAGAUUGCGAAUGUCGCAGCCCUACCUGGGAUCGUGGGGAAGUCGGUCGGGCUUCCAGACGUCCACUCUGGAUAUGGAUUUGCCAUUGGGAACAUGGCAGCCUUCGACUAUGACGAUCCCAAUUCCAUUGUUUCUCCAGGCGGUGUGGGAUUUGAUAUCAAUUGUGGGGUUCGGUUACUCAGGACCAACUUGUUUGCCAAAGAUGUUAUUCCUGUCAAGGAACAAAUAGCUCAAUCCCUGUUUGACCAUAUUCCGGUUGGGGUCGGAUCAAAGGGAAUUAUUCCAAUGACGGCAAAGGACAUGGAAGAAGCGUUGGAAAUGGGAAUGGACUGGUCUCUUAGAGAAGGAUACGUCUGGGCAGAGGACAAAGAACAUUGCGAGGAAUAUGGGAGAAUGCUUCAAGCUGAUCCUAGCAAAGUGUCGAGUCGUGCAAAGAAAAGGGGACUUCCCCAGUUAGGAACCUUGGGGGCAGGCAAUCACUACGCUGAAAUUCAAGUAGUUUCAGAAAUCUACGAUGUCUGGGCUGCAAGAAAGAUGGGGAUUGAGGAAAAGGGACAAGUUUGUGUGAUGAUUCACUCGGGAUCUAGAGGAUUUGGGCAUCAAGUGGCAACUGAUGCAUUGUUAUCAAUGGAGAAAGCAAUGAAACGUGAUAACAUUGAAACGAAUGACAGGCAACUUGCUUGUGCUAGAAUUAGGUCGCAGGAAGGCCAGGACUAUCUAAAGGCAAUGGCAGCUGCUGCAAAUUUUGCUUGGGUUAACCGUUCUUCCAUGACGUUUCUUACCAGACAAGCCUUUUCUAAACAGUUUAACAUGUCUGCUGAUGACUUGGAUAUGCACGUUAUUUAUGAUGUAUCGCACAAUAUUGCAAAAAUCGAGCAGCAUGUUGUGGAUGGGAAAUUAAAGACACUUUUGGUGCAUCGAAAGGGUUCCACCCGAGCCUUCCCUCCACAUCAUCCACUAAUUCCAGUAGAUUACCAACUUACCGGUCAGCCCGUUUUAAUUGGUGGAACAAUGGGUACUUGCUCCUACGUGUUAACUGGAACUGAGCAAGGAAUGCAAGAAACAUUCGGGAGUACUUGCCACGGAGCAGGUCGAGCUUUAUCGCGAGCAAAAUCAAGGCGGAACAUUGAUUUUAAAGAUGUGCUCGCCAAACUGCAAAACCAAGGUAUCAGCAUACGCGUGGCGUCUCCGAAAUUAGUGAUGGAAGAAAGUCCAGAAAGUUAUAAGAAUGUGACUGAUGUCGUUGACACGUGUCACGCUGCUGGAAUCUCCAAAAAAUGUAUUCAGUUAAAACCUAUUGCUGUUAUAAAGGGCUGAAUGUAAUUUGUUCUGUGAUAAGUCUUAUUAUUAAUACUCGCAUAUUAAGUACAGCGACAACAUGUUACUAAUUUAAUAAUAUUUGUUAUUUUUAUAAUUAGUUUUGAAUUCGGAGUACUACCAUUUCCACAAAAACCAAUUUUUAACAAAAAUAGCUCAUUAUAACUUCGUCCUGGCUGUGAAAUUGUAGUCAUACACUAUUUAUUUUAUUGAUUUAAUACUAAUGCUGCAAACUGAUUUAUUUACUUGUUUCAUACAACGAAGUGGAAAACCAUCACAAAGAUAAAUAUUUGGCAUCAACUCAA
Messenger RNA from Folsomia candida, 1946 nucleotides. RefSeq names its product RNA-splicing ligase RtcB homolog (gene RtcB). Gene Ontology annotation, biological process: tRNA splicing, via endonucleolytic cleavage and ligation. NCBI's taxonomy places the organism in Eukaryota, Metazoa, Arthropoda, Collembola, Entomobryomorpha, Isotomidae. Gene Ontology annotation, cellular component: nucleus; tRNA-splicing ligase complex. Gene Ontology annotation, molecular function: RNA ligase (ATP) activity. Bases 121 to 1641 code for a protein of 506 amino acids. The transcript is spliced from 12 exons. The record is from RefSeq and is a predicted model, not a curated record.